AUGAGCUCCUACUUUGUCAACCCGCUCUACUCCAAAUACAAGGCGGCGGCGGCGGCGGCGGCGGCGGUGGCGGCGGGGGAGCCUCUGCCCGCCCCGUACUACGACUGUCACUUCGCGCCCGAGGUGAGCGGCCGCCACGCCGCCGCCGCCGCCGCUCUGCUCUACGGGACCGGCUUCCCGCAGCCCGGCGGGGCGGGGGGCGGCGGCGGCGCGGACUUUUACCAUCCGGCCGGGGGGAGCCCCGCGGCCGCCUACCAGCCGCCUCCUCCUCCCCCCGCCGCGCCUCCGCCUCCUGCCCCCUGCAGCGGGGUUACCUGUCACGGGGAGCCCGCUAAAUUUUACGGAUACGAUAACUUACAGAGACAGCAGAUUUUUACGACACAGCAAGAGGCCGAGCUGGUACAAUAUCCUGACUGUAAAUCGUCCAGUGCUAAUAUUGGCGAGGAACCAGACCACUUAAAUCAGAGCUCGUCUCCUGCUCAAAUGUUUCCCUGGAUGAGACCGCAAGCAGCGCCCGGGAGGAGGAGAGGGCGGCAGACGUACAGCCGCUUCCAGACGCUGGAGCUGGAGAAGGAGUUUCUCUUUAACCCCUAUCUGACCAGGAAGAGACGAAUCGAGGUGUCCCAUGCCCUAGGACUCACCGAGCGGCAGGUAAAGAUCUGGUUUCAGAACAGGAGGAUGAAGUGGAAAAAGGAGAACAACAAGGACAAAUUCCCCGCUUCCAAGCAGGAGGGAAAGGAAGGGGAGGCCAAAAAGGAAACACAUGAUCUGGAAGACGACAGAGCCGAAAGCCACACGAAUUAAAUUAAUUUUGCCCUAAAAGCCUUUGUGAGAGGCCAUCAGAAACGAGGAGCCCACGGCCACCGCUCCGGGCCCAUCCCCGCCGUGUGCGUCCCGCGGGGUCGCGUCCCGCCCCACUGCGUGCUGUGUGGGUUCGGGUUUGGGUCUAACUGCAUCCGGAGCGAUCUCCAGA
Phasianus colchicus (ring-necked pheasant) is the source of this 973-nucleotide messenger RNA. It is a transcript of the gene HOXD8, whose product is annotated as homeobox D8. Gene Ontology annotation, cellular component: nucleus. Gene Ontology annotation, molecular function: DNA-binding transcription factor activity, RNA polymerase II-specific; RNA polymerase II transcription regulatory region sequence-specific DNA binding. The record is from RefSeq and is a predicted model, not a curated record. NCBI's taxonomy places the organism in Eukaryota, Metazoa, Chordata, Aves, Galliformes, Phasianidae. Gene Ontology annotation, biological process: regulation of transcription by RNA polymerase II.